This is a messenger RNA of Elaeis guineensis (African oil palm), 925 nucleotides long. Its product is annotated as thioredoxin-like 3-2, chloroplastic. Gene Ontology annotation, cellular component: chloroplast stroma. The record is from RefSeq and is a predicted model, not a curated record. NCBI's taxonomy places the organism in Eukaryota, Viridiplantae, Streptophyta, Magnoliopsida, Arecales, Arecaceae.
UCCCUGCGCGAAUCUGGAAUUAUAUUUGUGUUUUCAAAACCAGGAGCACAACAAGUGCAGCUGUUCCUUGUUCUGCGCUGGAAAAGUAACCUCUUGCCUCCUUUGCUUCGCCAUGACCGAGUCUCUUCUUCUCUCGUCCUCUCCCUUCACCGCCGCCUCUCGCAGCCUCCGGCCAUCCUCAUCACCCUGCUGCCCCUCUCCCCGAUCUGUCCUCCCCAGCCGUCGCCGCCUCGAAACCACAAGCCGCCCUCUCCCCUCCGCCUCGACCGCAGGCAGUUCGAUAUAUCCGGCUUCCUGGCUUAGGACCCCUAGUUUCGUCUCAGCUGCUGGGGCGGCGGCCUGGAGCGGGGUGGAGGAGGUCCCCCCGCCGGAGGACCGCCUCGAUGACGGCGGCGAUGGCCCUAGCUCGGUCGAGCUCGUUCCCAUCCUCAGCGAGGCGCAGUUCGAUCGUGUCAUCGCUGAGGCGCAGCAACUCGACGAGUCGGUGAUCGUGCUGUGGAUGGCAAACUGGUGCAGAAAAUGUAUAUAUUUGAAACCUAAAUUGGAAAAACUGGCAGCGGAUUACUACCCAAGAAUUAGAUUCUACUGUGUAGAUGUCAAUGCAGUUCCUCAAAGGCUUGUGACUCGGGCAGAAAUUGCUAAGAUGCCAACAGUACAGUUAUGGAAGGAUUCCAAAAAACAAGAUGAAGUAAUUGGUGGACACAAAGCAUGGUUGGUAGUUGAUGAUGUUCGGAAAAUGAUUGAGAAUGAGGAUUAAUUUGGUGCACCUUUUUCCCCUUUAUAAUAUUACAUCAUUUACUUUUCACUAUGUUUUACAGUUGUUUGGGUAUACCAAUUAUAAAUCUUGCCGGUUAAAUAAAUCAAAGUUGCACUUCAGUGCAAUCAGACUCUUUUUAUGCAAUGAACUUGACUUGUAUUUGAUGUC